AUGUCGUUCUUCUCCAACCGCCCUCGUGCCGGCCGGCAUGAUGCCGAGCCUGAACAGCCUCGAGUUCCACGCACUCAGGCUAGUGAUUUGCCCAAGCCGACUCAGGUAACCCUUCUGAACAUCCAGAAGCUGAGGCCAGAGUCUAGCCUCACAGUCUGGGGCAAUGAGGUCCUUCAUGCCUUGCGACCUCUCAAGCUCGAUGCACUUGUGGACAGUGGUCUUCCGAAGCCCCACCCAGGGGACGAUGACUACAAAAAAUGGAAGUUCUGGACACUCGCUGUUUCUAGCUGGCUGUACAAUCAGGUGGAUGCCUCGCUCCAACUCAAAGUGAAGGAACACCCAAACGAGAUCACCUACGCCGAUGAAAUGUUCAGCACGAUCAGAUGGCUGAGUCUGCCCCACCAGUCGAAGUUCCUUGAGCGCGAGCUGAGGAAGUGGGAGGAAAUCAAACGUGGUACCUUCCCCACGGCUGCGGACUUUAUCAUGGCCUACCAGAACCAACAGAGAACCAUGCGCCCCCCCUGCGACUUUGCGCUUGGCCGACUCUUGAACGAGCUGCGCGGAGAGGUCUUGAAGGCUCCCUACAUUCAAGAGGAGGUGAAGGAUUUGGGACGCCCCGUCGACUAUCAGCUGUUCGUCUACUACUGCAAGGUCCUGGUCAAUGAAUCCCGCAAGCCCAGCAUUUCGGCUGCUGAGUCUUCCAACAUGGGAGAUGACGGAGAAGGGCGAGGCCGAAGCCAUGGACGGGACAUCUCUUACCGCGGCUGGAGACAAAGCACCAAAGGACGCGGCCCGGCAUGGGAGUAG
This is a messenger RNA of Penicillium mononematosum, 807 nucleotides long. RefSeq lists its product as uncharacterized. The transcript is spliced from 2 exons. NCBI's taxonomy places the organism in Eukaryota, Fungi, Ascomycota, Eurotiomycetes, Eurotiales, Aspergillaceae. The coding region runs from base 1 to 807 and encodes 268 amino acids. The record is from RefSeq and is a predicted model, not a curated record.